Closterium sp. Naga37s-1 is the source of this 573-nucleotide messenger RNA. Lineage: Eukaryota; Viridiplantae; Streptophyta; Zygnematophyceae; Desmidiales; Closteriaceae. The record is from the annotation of a GenBank genome assembly.
AUGUCUACUCUUCGCUCCGCGUUCGUCCUCGCGUUGGUCCUCGCCUCGCUCCCCGCACUCUACGCCGCGUCCGCGCCACUGCGGGGCGACGUCGCUGCUGGGGGAAGCGCAGCCGUGGACGCGCCGGCGAGGUGGGGCCGCAAGCUGCUGGAGUCGAGCAGCGGUUCCUCCGCCGCAACCGGCGCGGACGCUGACGUGGACCACGUGGGCGGCGAGGAGGAGGAGGUGGGAGAGGUGACGACGGACGGGCUGGAGGAGGCGGUGCGGGUGCUGCUUGGCUCGGAUGCGGACGUGGAGCAGCAGGGCGGCGAGGAGGAGAACGAGGAGGAGGUGGGGGACGAGGUGACGGACGGGCUGGACGAGGCGGUGCGGGUGCUGCUGACGUGGGGGGAGAUGAAGAACGCGGCUGCGGCAGGGACGAGCACGAGCACGGGGAAGGGCAUGGGGGGCAAGAUGGGAGACAUCGCGUCCAAGGCGGUGGCGGCGAACGCGCAGAGCGGGGGGCUGGGAGGCAUCGUGUCCAACGCGGUGGUGGCAAACGCGCAGAGCAGCGGCGGGGUGGUGAAGGCCUGA